GCUGCUCGCGGGCCGACCUACCCUUCCCGCGGGGCUCCGCGCGCCAUGGAGGAGCGCGUGGCGGAGAGGCUUCGCGGCGCGCUGGGCCCGCUCGGCUUUGAGGUGCACGCCUUCAAGGUUGGAUGGUACAAUGCAGUUCUCCAGCCAGCCUUCCAUCUCUCCUACCCGGAUGACACACUGGCCUUUGUUGUCCUCAGCACGCCUUCAAUGUUUGACAAAGCCCUUAAGCCUUUUGUGAAUAAAGAACGGUUAAAAAUAAUCAGAGACCCUGUGGAUCAGUGUGUGUCUCAUCAUUUAUCAAGUGUGAAGGAGAUAUUCCCUGACCAGAAAGUGGAUGUCAUUUUUGAUUACGAGAUACUGCCAAGCCGAAGGCCCAAGUUCUUGGCACAAACAGCUGCUCAUGUUGCUGGAGCUGCAUAUUACUACCAGAGGAAGGAUGUGAAGCUUGAUCCCUGGGGGGAGAAGAAGAUCUUUGGCGUAUGUAUCCAUCCCAAGUAUGGCGGUUGGUUUGCUAUCCGGGGUCUCCUGCUGUUCCCAGACGUUCAGGUACCAUUCCUGGAACAGUCUGCUCCGGUUGACUGUGUGAGCACAGAGCAGAAAAGAACAGAGUUGCUGGAGUUGUUCAAUUUCCACUGGCAGGACGGCCGCUACAGGGAUAUCAUUGAAGUGAAGGAAAGGUACUCUGAGGAGCAGAAAACCUACUUUUCCACUCCUCCAUCAGAAAGAUUCAGGCUGCUAGGGCUAACACGUUUCACAGAGUAAUGUGGUUCCAUGAAGGUGCUGGGCACAGGUGAAGUGUAACUCACCAGCACCUCUUCCAUAGUGCUGAGGAGGAAGCUGUGCUGAUAGGGACUGAAAAUCCAAGUGUUGUGUACAGCAUCUCAAUCCAGACUUCAGCUUCUCAGAUAUAGAAGGAACACUGCAUCAUAGCACUUAUGGAGGAAGGUGGAAGCAGUCAGUUCCCUUGCUGAUGCUGAUUUUUGUGAAUCCCAUUAAGACCCAUUUGUCUGCCUGGGAAAAGUUGAGACACCCUGACAAUGGGAAAACUUGUGCUGCUUGUUGCAAAAGUUAUGUUUUUUUCCUCAAGAAUGUCUUCUCUCAGUAUUUUUGUUUUAUGUAAGAGUAAAAAAGUUAUUUAUUGCUAUUGCAUUCUGAAAUAAUUUUUUUUUGUUUGAACUCGGGGCAGAUACUUUUCAGAUGUAUCCAGCGUUUCAUUGCCCUGUGCUGUAACUCUCUCUAGGGAAUACAUGUUCAGUCCUCAGAAGAACAUUUAUCUGCAUUCCCUCACUUCUCAUGAAGCUGGCUUAUUUUAAACAAGAAAUCUUGUAACAUCUCCAUUCCUUAACCCCCAAAAGAAAAUUCUCCAGAGACUGUUUCCUUGGUUUGCAUGGUCCUGCGCAGGAAAUGGGAGUGGGCAAAAGACAGCAAACAGCAGCAGCCUCCUUGCUCAGGGUAGUUGUGGAAGGCAAAGGGACAGAGUGAAGGUCACAGCUCAAGUCUGACACAUUUCCUAUUCACCCACGGUCAGCUUCUCAGAAUGAGGUGGAAGCUUUAGGUCAAUAAGAAGCACUCACCCAUUAUACAGAGCAGUUUGCUAAAAUCUUGGGGAAGAUGCUGCAUAACCCCUGGCUUUUACACUAAGAUAAAUAACUGAAAAAGUCAAUUCUUGUUACCU
Meleagris gallopavo (turkey) is the source of this 1675-nucleotide messenger RNA. RefSeq names its product metabolism of cobalamin associated C (gene MMACHC). NCBI's taxonomy places the organism in Eukaryota, Metazoa, Chordata, Aves, Galliformes, Phasianidae. Gene Ontology annotation, cellular component: cytoplasm. The record is from RefSeq and is a predicted model, not a curated record. Gene Ontology annotation, biological process: cobalamin metabolic process. Gene Ontology annotation, molecular function: FAD binding; cyanocobalamin reductase (cyanide-eliminating) (NADP+) activity; demethylase activity.